Molecule: messenger RNA, 2899 nt
Organism: Nymphaea colorata (pocket water lily)
Lineage: Eukaryota; Viridiplantae; Streptophyta; Magnoliopsida; Nymphaeales; Nymphaeaceae
Product: protein PHOX1
Exons: 4
Coding region: 491-2548 (685 amino acids)
Molecular function (GO): protein binding
Source: RefSeq, a predicted model, not a curated record
AAUUUCCUCAAAAGAAGAAAAGCAAGCGGACAAUUUCAGCCUUUCUCUCGCCUUCUUUCUUCUUGUCGUGGUCGUUGCCCUCUGUUUUGGGCGGUGGGUGGUGGAGGAGAAGGAGAAGGAAGAAGAAGAUCGGGAGGAGGAAGAAGAUCGGGGAUUCUUGCAGGGUUGGGGUGUGCGAGUCGCCUGCGAUCUCCUCCCCCUACCCUCUCUUACUCUCUCCCUCUCUUUCUCUUUUUCUCUCUCUUCGCCAAUUUCAAAUUUCCAAGUUGCUGUCUCGACGCGGAAAGGAUUCCUUGGACAAGGCACAGAUUUGAAGCUUCAGUUUCUGACAGGCCACCGGAUCCUACUGCCGGAGUGAAGCUGAAGGUGUGGAUAAAUUCCAGCAUUUGAGUUAAUAUUUUCUACAUAAUUUAUCUGAAUCACUUCCAUGAAAAAAAGUCUGAAGUUCUGAACUUCCACUUGUGCCUCUUACUCUAGCCUCAAUUCCUUGAUGGGGAAGCCAAGCGGAAGGAAAAAGAAACAUCUCUCAGAGAAGACUAAUGAUGUUGCCGAGAAGCAACAUAGGACAAGAGAAUCACCAAUUAAAUCUGUGGAUGAAGACACAGCUGUUUUUGUUAACAGAGCUUCUGAGUUGAAAGAAGAGGGCAAUAUAUUUUUUCAGAAGAGGGAGCAUGGUGGAGCCAUUGCGAAGUAUGAGCAAGCUCUUAAGCUUCUUCCUAGCAGCCAUAUUGACCGUGCAUAUCUUCACAGCAACCUUGCUGCUUGCUAUAUGCAACUAAACCCUCCCGAAUAUGACAAGGCUAUCAACGAAUGCAAUUUAGCUCUUCUAGUUGCCUCCAAGUAUAGCAAAGCUUUGCUAAAGAGGGCAAGAUGUUAUGAGGCUUUGGACAGACUGGAUUUGGCCUUGAUAGAUGUAACUAAGGUCCUUAACGUGGAGCCUAACAACAUGACUGCGCUGGAGCUGUCAGAGAGGCUGAAGAAGGAAAUUGAAAAGAAGGGUUUAAAGAUCAAUGGCAUAGAAGAUAUUUCUGUAGAAGUUAAUAAUUCACAUACAGCACAGUCUCAAGUCAAAACACCAGGGAAAGGGGGAUCAAAGAAGAAGAAGAGCAAUAGGGUUCAAGAUAAGCCCAUUUUGGAGGAGAAUCCGAAGGAGGAAGCUGUCAGAUCAGUGAAAUUGGUUUUUGGUGAUGAUAUAAGAUGGGCCCAUGUCCCACUUCAAUGUGGUAUUAGACAGUUGCGAGAGAUUGUAAGCAGUAGAUUCCCUUGCUUAAAGGGUUUCCUGAUUAAAUACAAGGACCAAGAUGGUGACCUUGUCACAAUAACCAUCACAGAAGAGAUUAGAUGGGCAGAAGAGUCGGUUGGCCCUCAAGGAUUGCUUCGGCUGUACAUUUUUGAAGUCAGACCUGAGCAAGAUCCUUUAUUUGAAGAGAUAAAAGGUGGAGUAGAAACAGAAAACUCUGGAUCUGCUCAUAAUAAUUGUUCCGAGAAUGGAAACUCCGUGAAGUGCUUAGAGCAUGGGGUGCACAUAGAUACCUGGAUUGUCCAGUUUGCUCAGAUGUUCAAGAACCAUGUGGGAAUUGAUUCUGAUGCUUAUUUGGAUCUACAUGAACUUGGGAUGAAACUUUAUACAGAGGCAAUGGAGGACGUUGUUACAUGUGAAGAAGCUCAGGAUCUCUUUGACGUUGCAGCUAACAAGUUCCAGGAGAUGGUAGCUUUAGCAUUGUUCAAUUGGGGAAACAUCCAUAUGUCAAAGGCAAGAAGGAGGGCACUUGUUGAAGAAGAUGCGUCUAACGAAGAUGCACUUCUUGCAAAGGCAAAAGAUGCUUAUGACUGGGCAUACGGACAGUAUGUGCAUGCAGGGGGAAGAUACAGAGAGUCACUAAAAGUUAAGCCGGAUUUCUAUGAAGGCUUUCUUGCACUUGGGCAACAGCAAUUCGAGCAAGCAAAACUUUGUUGGUACUUUGCCGUUGGAACCAAGGUAGAACUGGAAUCAUGGGAUGCUUCAGAAAUCAUUGAACUAUUUAACAGUGCUGAGGACAACAUGGAGCAUGGAGCACACAUGUGGGAAGAAAUAGAGCAAGAGCGUCUGGAUGAACUUAAAGCCGGUCCCAAGUCGAACAGUGAAAAAAUUCUAUUACAAAAAAUGGGCUUGGAUGGUAUUUUUAAACAACUUUCUCCUGAUGAAGCUGCUGAACAGGCAUCUAACAUGAGAUCACAGAUCAACCUUUUGUGGGGCACAAUGCUAUAUGAGAGAUCCGUCAUAGAAUUCAAAUUGGGGCUUGAGACAUGGCGAGAAUGUCUCGUGGCUGCAGUCGACAGAUUUAAACUUGCAGGAGCUUCUCCGACUGACAUUGCUGUCAUGAAGAAGAACCACUGUUCCAAUGCGACUGCUCAGGAAGGGGUGGGAUUUAAGAUUGAUGAAAUUGUUCAAGCGUGGAAUGAAAUUUAUGAUGCCAAAAAGUGGAUCAGUGGUGUUCCGUCAUUUAGACUAGAGCCCCUAUUUCGGCGGAGGGUUCCAAAGUUGCUGAAUGUCUUGGAGCAUCUAUGAACAACUUCUAUUCGUAGCCAUUUCAUAAUGGAAUCAGAACAAAGUCAUCCGUAUUUGUGAUAAUUGUUUAUGGUGUAUCAUCCGUUUGUUUAUGCUUGGAAUCGGUUUUGUUUCUUUAGGUAGAGCAAUAGAAGACUGGAAUUCGAGGGUAGAGUGUUGUACCUGGUCAUACUUGAUGUAAUUAUCAUUUUUUUAGUGUAAAGUGUAAUAAGGUUAUUGCUUACAAACUAGGUAAUUCUUUUGCAAUUUUUUGUGUAUUUGGAUAUUCCUUGUAGAAUACGUUUCCUUGCAUUUAUGCCAUGUGUGUGUGUGCCCGGAUUGGAAAAAAUUAAAGACCGAAAUGUUGCUGAA